Molecule: messenger RNA, 4925 nt
Organism: Mizuhopecten yessoensis (Yesso scallop)
Lineage: Eukaryota; Metazoa; Mollusca; Bivalvia; Pectinida; Pectinidae
Product: multidrug resistance protein 1-like
Exons: 26
Coding region: 145-3399 (1084 amino acids)
Biological process (GO): transmembrane transport
Cellular component (GO): membrane
Molecular function (GO): ABC-type transporter activity; ATP binding; ATP hydrolysis activity
Source: RefSeq, a predicted model, not a curated record
ACGGCGGAAGUGACAUCAUGGGUAGCUGAUUUAUUCUGCCUGGAUAUAAAUUCACAGGAAUCUACCUGGCGCAGAAUGUAUAGAACAGCAUAGAAUCUCAAAGCAAGAAAGAAUCUCAACUGUGUUCCAGGAAGACAGAGCAGGAUGCCAGAACCCCAGUUGAUGGGCUAUAAGCCCACCAGUGUAGAGGGAUCAGAUGCCAACAACCAUUCUUCAGGGCCCAACUCAAAUGGCCAACUCCCUGUUAAAUACUCUGCAGCCCCACAGCCCAGCAAUGGCAAAGUAGGGCACAAAGAUUCGGAGGAUGAAGCUGCACAGGCCAAUGGAAAGUCAUCUGUUGACCUCAAUAAGGUUGCGUUUUCUAAUGACAAACAUUCGGCAAAAUCAAGAACAUCAACUGAUACAGAUGAUAAAGAAAAGAAGGAUGAAGAAGAGGCCAAGAUGGUGGGAUUGUUUGAAAUUUUUAAGUUCGCCACAUGUGGUGAUGUAUUCUUGAUGAUUCUUGGGACGUUGCUAGCCUGUUGUCAUGGUGUCGCUCUGCCGGGAAUGAUCAUUGUGUUUGGAGACAUGAUUGAUCUGUUUGUAAAUUCUGGCCUGUACAGUACUGCUGUAGACUCCAUCAUAGCUAUCCUUACAGCUAUGGGGUACACACUGUCCUUUACUCGGGAUGAAGCGUUCUCUAACCCAGAGUUACUCAGACAAUACCAGAAUGUGAGUAACAUCAGUUCCUACCUACCACAACUCGACUACCAGCUACAGAACGAUCUCCUCGAAAAGAUGGGCACCUUCGCCAUCUAUUAUAUCAUUAUUGGUGGUGGUGUGCUCGUCGCGGGGUAUGGUCAAGUCACCUUCUGGGCCAUCGCUGCCGAGCGUCAGUCACACAGAAUCCGACAAGCAUUCUUCAGGAAUGUAAUUCGCCAGGAGAUUGGGUGGUUUGACACGCAUGAGUCCGGGGAGCUGAAUUCCCGUUUGUCAGAUGAUAUCAACAAGAUCCAUGAAGGUAUUGGGGACAAGUUGGGAACUUUCUGGCAGUGGUUUUCAGGCUUCCUAGCCGGGUUUGUGAUCGGUUUCUACUACGGCUGGAAACUGACCCUCGUUAUUCUUGCCAUUAGUCCACUCCUUGCUGCCACAGGAUUUGUUAUGAGUAAGUUGGUGGGGACGAUGUCUUCCCUGGAGUUAAAGGCCUACGCCAAGGCAGGUGCUGUGGCAGAGGAAGUCCUCGGCUCAAUCCGUACUGUAGUGGCCUUCGGCGGACAGAGGAAAGAGUUUAUCAGAUACGACAAAAACUUAGAACAUGCCAAGCAAAUAGGUAUAAAGAAAGGUGUAACCAGUGGACUUUCCAUGGGAGCUAUUUGGUUCAUCAUGAUGUGUUCCUAUGCACUUGGGUUCUGGUAUGGAGCCAAGCUUGUCAGAGAGGACGGUUACAGCAUUGGGAAAGUCCUUAUUGUAUUUUUCAGUGUCCUGAUUGGUGCGUUUUCACUGGGUAAUGCAGCCCCUCAUAUACAGAGUCUCUCAGUCGCCAGAGGAGCAGCUUACAUCAUCUUUCAGCUCAUAGAGCAGAAACCAGACAUUGACAGCCAAUCCAAAAAGGGGAAGAAACUUGACAGUAUCAAGGGCAAUGUGGACUUCCAGGGAGUUCGCUUCACCUACCCAGCUCGAAAAGAGGUUGAGGUCCUGAAGGGCGUUUCCCUACAUGUGGCUAAUGGUCAGACUGUAGCCUUGGUGGGGUCUAGUGGAUGUGGCAAGAGUACCAUGGUCCAGCUGUUACAGCGCUUCUACGACCCUCGGGAAGGGCAGAUCUUGAUAGAUGGCACAGAUAUUUGUGAAAUAAACGUGACUUCACUUCGACAACACAUCGGAAUUGUGAGCCAGGAACCAGUCCUCUUUGCCACAACCAUUGCAGAAAACAUACGAUAUGGACGUGAAAAUGUAACGGAUGAUGAGAUCACACAGGCUGCUCAGAUGGCUAAUGCUCACGACUUUAUCAGCCUCCUUCCUGACAAAUAUGAAACACUGGUCGGGGAGCGAGGAGCCCAGCUGAGCGGUGGUCAGAAACAGAGAGUAGCCAUUGCUCGUGCCCUGGUCAGAGAUCCACGUAUCCUCCUACUGGACGAGGCCACGUCGGCCCUCGACACAGAGAGUGAGGCUGUUGUACAGGAGGCCCUUGAUAAGGCAAGGGCAGGCAGAACUACCAUUGUGAUCGCUCACAGACUGUCCACCAUCAAGACCGCCGAUUCUAUUGCUGGGUUUAAGGAUGGGGAGAUUGUAGAAAGGGGAACUCACGACCAACUGAUGGCUCAAGGAGGCGUGUACAAGACACUGGUAACUCUACAGACCAAGGAUAGGGAUGAAGAAGCUGGAUCAACAGGGGACGAAGUGGAGGAGAUCAUUGCCGCCUACACUGAUGUCAAAAAGCCAGCAGGUCAUGGACCACAGUUGAAACGCCUAUUGUCAACAACAUCUGACCCUGGAAGUGCUGGGGAGGAGGUGCCGGAGGAAGAUACAACAGGCAAUGCAAAGGACAAGAAAAAGAAGAAAAAGAAGGAGGAAGAGUCGGCUCCAUUUUCUCGCGUCAUUCGCCUCAACGCUCCAGAGUGGCCCUUAAUCUUGUUGGGUACCUUUUGUUCAAUUAUAAAUGGCGGAGUUCAGCCUGCCUUUGCUGUCAUCUUUGCUGAAGUCAUUGGUGUUUUUGCUGAAGAUGAGGAGACCCAGAAAAAAAAUGUGGCAAUGUACUCCUUGUUAUUGGUCGGCAUUGGUGCUCUUAGCUUCUUCGCUAUGUUGGGUCAGGCUUACUUAUUUGGGAGAUCUGGAGAAUGUUUAACCCUGAGGAUCCGGCAGAUGGCGUUUAAGGCCAUGCUGAAACAGGAUAUUACCUGGUUUGAUGAUCACAAGAACAGUACAGGAGCUUUGACCACUCGACUAGCUACGGACGCAUCACAGAUCCAUGGGGCUGCAGGAGCACGUGUUGGUGGAUUUUUCCAGGCUUUAGCUAACAUGGGCACUGCCAUUAUCAUCGCAUUCAUCUAUGGCUGGAAGUUAACACUCGUCAUCUUUGCUUUCCUCCCCGUCAUUGCUAUAGCUGGGAUGCUGGAAAUGAGUAUGCUGAAGGGAGUUGCUGGACAAAACAAGGAAGCUUUAGAGGAAGCUGGGAAAGUUGCUACAGAGGCAAUUGAAAACAUCAGAACAGUAGCAAGUCUCUCAAGGGAACCCAAGUUUUUUCAGCUUUACACUGCCAGUCUGGAACAUCCAUACAAAGCAGCUAUGAGGAAGGCCCAUCUCGUGGGACUCGCCUUCUCCUUUUCUCAGGCAGUUCUGUUCUUUGCCUAUGCAGCUUCUUUUUACUUUGGAGCAUACCUGAUCAGGAAUAAUGAAAUGAACUUUGUUGAUGUGUUCAAGUAAGUAUAGCAAUGUGGACAACUUCAUGCUAGUACUUAUUAUUAAUUAAAGCUCAUUGUCUUUGACUUUCUUUGAAAUAAUUUGACAUACCUGUAGCAUAGUUUCUAUAUCAAACAACUCCAAAACGCUGUUCUAGUUAGAUGAUACGUUUAAUUCAUUGUAGUUGACAAUAAAACCUAUGAAAUAGAUAAACAUACGUAAUAACUCACAAUAUGAAAUAAUGAUUAUAUGAUGAUGAAAUAUGACGAAUGAUCAUUUUGUUUAAAAUUAUAUUAUUUCAUACUUACACACAUAAAUACUUACCAGGAACAUCAUGUGUAAGGACAAUGUGACUGGAUCGUGCUCUCGAUGGUUUUGUGUGUUACCAUCGAGAGGUUAAGUCAGAGUGAAGUAGGGAGACGGCAGUGACUGGGAUUUGGACGGGUGGUCCGUGCUGCACGUGCACAUACAUACAUUCCUUAACACUGGUAUUACGCGCGAUGGUUUGAGUGUUGUAUUUGAACACCUGGCUACAUACAUAUUGAUUUACCUACAUGUGAACUAUACUUAAGGUACAUCUGGUGCAAUGGAAAGAGCCAAGACAAGAUUCAGACAAACAAAUGUCUACUGUAAUAAAACCUUCUUGAUAUAUUAUACGCUUCAUUUCAUUUGGCAUCUUUUCUGUCUAGUUUACUGCCAACUUAUGUCAAGGUCCGUUUUAUAUGAACAAUUUAUACUCACUGUUCCCCAGUUAUAUUGGCAGAACUGACUUGACAUAUUGAAGCUGUGUAACGAGAUUUACAUAUGUGCAUUAAGGUAUUCAUACACAUUGAACAGAUCUUUAGUGUGAAUGGCUCUUUCCUUCUUGAUGUAAAAUAAUACAGAUGUUUUCUUGCAUACAAGAUAUCUGCAUUUCGAGCAGUGCUGAAAAAUUCUAUCCAACCCAUAGGUCUGGUUGGCUGACAUGCGCAGACUGGAGGGGGAAUUAUAGUCACUACCUUUCUGGGUCACGCGAUUGUUCAUGAUGUUAUUUUAUGAUGAUUUGGGGUCAGUCAAGGUCAUUGACGUCAUUAACAAUUGCCAUCCGAGCUUCAUAUGCAAAUGAGAAAUGUGUGGACAGUUUACAACUUUAUUAUAAGAUCAGCUAUUUUCAUGGGUUUUAGUUAAAUAAGCAAGAAAUAGAAUCCAUCCCUGAUGUGAGGUAUGGAUAAGGUCAUUCAAACCCCCGGGAUAAUAUAUUUAACAGAAGACCAUCAGCAAACCCUUUCUGUGUAUAGUUUACAAAAAUCAUGUCUAUUGUGAUGUUACAUGCAUGACAUUCGUUGGCAGUUACUUUCAUUUUCUAUGUAUAAUACACAGGGUGUUUUCUGCCAUUGUAUUUGGAGCCAUGGCUGUAGGACCAGCCAGUAACAUGCAGUUACUUUCACUUUCUAUGUAUAAUACACAGGGUGUUUUCUGCCAUUGUAUUUGGAGCCAUGGCUGUAGGACCAGCCAGUAACAUGCAGUUACUUUCACUUUCUAUGUAUAAUACACAGGGUGUUUUCUGCCAU